Molecule: messenger RNA, 979 nt
Organism: Cuscuta epithymum
Lineage: Eukaryota; Viridiplantae; Streptophyta; Magnoliopsida; Solanales; Convolvulaceae
Source: the annotation of a GenBank genome assembly
AGACCCGCACAACUUCUUUCACCUUUAUUAACAAACUCUCAUCUCAGCUACUCUUUCCGAUAUGGCUCUCCAAGCUCUGAACUCUCCGACCACUCCGCCGCCGUCAGUCUUUCAGUUCGACACCGCCACCACCAGCCUCGAUCAGCGGUGGUCAACGGGGAAGCGAUCCAAACGGCAGCGCAGCGACGACCUUCAGCCCACCGAGGAAGAGUAUCUGGCUCUCUGCCUUAUCAUGCUCGCUCGAAGCGGUGAUGGGUCUUCGUUUAAACCGGAAUCGGAUUCAAAGCGGUGCCUACAGCCGCCGCUUGCGGCGGCGGCGGGUGCAGCGGAGGCGGCGGAGCAGGGGCUCAUGUACAAGUGCUCUGUUUGCGAAAAGGCGUUCGCGUCUUACCAGGCACUAGGAGGGCACAAGGCGAGCCACCGUAAGCAGGCCGGAGGCGGCGGCGAUGACCAAUCAAAUUCCUCUACCACCUCCGGUGCCGGCGCCGGUGGAAGGACCCACGAGUGCUCCAUCUGCCACAAGUGCUUCCCCACCGGGCAGGCCCUGGGCGGCCACAAGAGGCGCCACUACGAAGGCACCGUCAGCCACGGCGGAGCAGCCGCAGGCGCUAGAGGCGGCGGUGCUGUAACGUAUUCGGAGGGAGCGGGGUCCACCAACAGCCACCGUGGAUUUGAUCUGAACCUCCCUGCCUACACCGGAAUGUGCCCUGUUUCAGGCGAAGAUGAGGUGGAAAGUCCUCACCCGGCGAAGAAACCGCGUGACCCAAUUGCAACAAAGUUCGAUUUGAUAUAAGAAAACGUGCUAGGAUGUCUUGUUUUCGUAUAAAUCGUUUAAUUUCUUUAUUUUAUUCCAUUUUUUUUCGUUAGUUUAUACACACAAAUUCUUUGUUGUAAAUAUAGUUUGUGCUACUCAAUUAGUAUAUUUAAAUUUAGUUUUAUUUUAGUUAAAUCUAGUAUUGAUCGUUAAGAUUUUGAGGAA